CUCUCUUUCCCGGAGCUUGGGCGGAGAGGGAGGGAAACUUCUUCCUGGCCUGGGCUCGGGGCCCACUCGGUCCGCCAACCCUCCCAUUCCUCCUCCAACCAGUGCCGAGCCCUUCCCCACCCCUCUCCCCGCAGCCCCCAGUGUCCGCCAUGGCCAAAGCCUACGACCACCUCUUCAAGUUGCUGCUGAUCGGGGACUCGGGGGUGGGCAAAACUUGUCUGAUCAUUCGCUUUGCAGAGGACAACUUCAACAGCACCUACAUCUCCACCAUUGGAAUUGAUUUCAAGAUACGUACUGUGGAUGUGGAGGGGAAGAAGAUCAAACUUCAAGUCUGGGACACAGCUGGCCAGGAGCGAUUCAAGACAAUAACUACUGCCUAUUACCGUGGAGCUAUGGGCAUUAUCCUAGUAUAUGACAUCACAGAUGAGAAAUCCUUUGAGAAUAUCCAGAACUGGAUGAAAAGCAUCAAAGAGAAUGCCUCUGCUGGGGUAGAGCGCCUCCUACUGGGGAACAAGUGUGACAUGGAGGCCAAGAGGAAAGUGCAGAAGGAGCAGGCCAAUAAGUUGGCCCGAGAACAUGGAAUCCGAUUCUUCGAAACAAGUGCCAAAUCUAGCAUGAAUGUGGAUGAGGCUUUUCGUUCCCUGGCCCGGGAUAUCUUGCUUAAGUCAGGAGGCCGGAGAUCGGGAAACAGCAACAAGCCCUCCAACACUGACCUAAAAACCUGUGACAAGAAGAACGCCAGCAAAUGCUCCCUGGGCUGAGGUCUUUUCUUUGCCUCCUACCCUGAGCCUGGAGGCUCAACCUGAGGGAGGCAGGGCUGAGGUGGGGCUGCACAGGACAGAAAUAUUGGUGGAAUUGGAUGGAUAGAGCAGUAGGUGGUGUGGAGAAUGAGAACAAAAAAUGGAAAAAGGGAGAAAAGGAAUGCAGGGGCAGGGAGACAGAGGGGAAAGGAUCAAGAAAGUGAAAGAUGGUAGCGAAGGUAGAAGAAGAAAGAAGAGGGAACAGAGAAAAGAUGGCCCCAAGUCUUAGACCCUUCUUUGGGUUGUUGGCUUUUUUGUUUUGUUUGCAGGUGUCUAACAUUAAUGUAAUAUAUUGAUUUAUUGUGUUACUAGAUUCAGGUGUUAGGUUCCUGAGUCAGGCUGCCAAUCUCAGAAGGUUUGUCACUUUGCAUGGUCUUUCUUAGUAUUAAAGACCACUAUUUGCACAAAUGACCUGUGUGGAUAACUUUCAUUAUUGUCAGAAUUGUUCUACAUUCAGAACAAUUCUUGUUACUUCAAAGUGGCUGGUCCACUAAGUCUGGCAAGCGAGGAGCAGGAGGCACUUGAGGACACAUGGCCCGAACAACUGAUUCCCAGAGGACCACGAUGGGCAGACAGACUUGUUCUAAGUGCAGGAUAUUCCAAGGGAGAAAAGUGUAGCCUCAGGUAACAACAGUAGGAUCUAAUAUGGUCUAUCCAAUGAUGUGCGCAGAGUCCAUUGAGUUAUCUGUAGGUACCACUGUUACU
Dipodomys spectabilis (banner-tailed kangaroo rat) is the source of this 1505-nucleotide messenger RNA. It is a transcript of the gene Rab13, whose product is annotated as RAB13, member RAS oncogene family. NCBI's taxonomy places the organism in Eukaryota, Metazoa, Chordata, Mammalia, Rodentia, Heteromyidae. The coding region runs from base 150 to 761 and encodes 203 amino acids. Gene Ontology annotation, molecular function: GTP binding; GTPase activity. Gene Ontology annotation, biological process: cellular response to insulin stimulus; protein secretion; Golgi vesicle fusion to target membrane. The transcript has 8 exons. The record is from RefSeq and is a predicted model, not a curated record. Gene Ontology annotation, cellular component: trans-Golgi network transport vesicle; endosome; synaptic vesicle.